Molecule: messenger RNA, 902 nt
Organism: Culicoides brevitarsis
Lineage: Eukaryota; Metazoa; Arthropoda; Insecta; Diptera; Ceratopogonidae
Product: lysophospholipase-like protein 1
Exons: 2
Coding region: 92-829 (245 amino acids)
Biological process (GO): protein depalmitoylation
Cellular component (GO): cytoplasm
Molecular function (GO): palmitoyl-(protein) hydrolase activity; carboxylic ester hydrolase activity
Source: RefSeq, a predicted model, not a curated record
UUAGCAGAAAAUUGUCUCUCGUGUGCUUUUUUGUUAACAAAACAUUUUAUUUUUUGAUCAAUUUUUGAUAUUUUAACGUGAUUGCCAGUUGAUGAGAAUAUUUCGACGACUUCUGAUGGGGCUCGUGGAACAAGUUAUUCCCCAAACGCAGGCGAAACACAGCGGGACAGUAAUUUUUUUCCACGGAUCAGGCGAUACGGGGCACAAUCUUGCACAAUGGAUCAUCUUCCUACUUGGCAAACAAAUGGAAUUUCCGCAUCUAAAAGUGAUUAUCCCGACAGCUCCGGUUCAACCUUAUACCCCAAUGGGCGGACAAAACUCGAAUGUUUGGUUUGAUCGACGUGCAAUUGACUAUGCGGCACCCGAAAGUCGUCGUUCGAUGGCCUCGAUGUACGAAAUUGUCUCGGAACUCAUUCAACGCGAAAUAAAUUUGGGAAUUUCGCCUGAUAGGAUUAUCGUUGGCGGGUUUUCCAUGGGAGGCGCUUUGAGUUUACACAUUGCUUAUCACCUGAGACGAGAUAUUGCCGGCGUUUUUGCUUGUUCGUCAUUUUUGAACAAAGAUUCCGUCGUUUAUGAGUCGCUACAAACUGUCCCGAAAGACACAAAAAUGCCAAAGUUGCUGAUGUUCCAUGGAGAUCGCGAUACUCUUGUGCCGAUGGAUUGGGGAAGGAAAACUUUUGAUAAAUUAACGGAGCUCGGAGUACAGGGAGAAUUUGUGCCGCUUAAAAAUACGUUGCACGAACUAAAAACAAGGGAAUUAAAACAAAUUAUUGAGUGGAUUAACACGACUUUACCGCCUUUGGAUUCGGAUUUGGUGAAUAAAUUAUGAAAUUAAUGAUUUUUGUACAAAUUAUAGCACGAAAAAUAGAAAAAAAUUGACGCUCAAAAAUUUUUCUAUUAAU